CAGGCAAAGUGUAUCAUAUAGUAUCAGUUUUAAUCGAGUUUUUAAAUAGCGCGGAUACAAAGAUUUCUUCUUAAAAAAAAAGUUGCUCUUACAUUUCAAGAUUUUUCCAUAGUUCAAUAAGAAAACAAAAACAAAGUCUUGUUGUUUACGUAUUAUUUAGUUUUUAUUAAUAAAAAAAAUAUUAUUGUAAGAAAAAGAGAAAAUUAAAAACAUUUAACCGUAUGUGAUAAUGCGCACAUCUGACUCCAUCAGUGAUACAGACCACGAAGAAACAAGUUUCACAAAAUCUUCAGGAUGGAAAAUUCGUUCUUCAAAAUUGGCGCGAAAUACUCACAACCGAAUUCGGGAAAUAGUUGAGUCCUUGAAAAUUGAACCAAAUCCUGAAAAACCAAUGAUUCCGUUGUCUAUUGGUGAUCCAACAAUUUUCGGAAAUUUGGAGGCUUCAGUUGAAACAAUAAACGCCGUUAAAUGCGCUAUUGAAAGUGGAAAAUAUAAUGGAUAUGCACAUACCGCUGGGCAUGAAGAAGCCCGUAAAGCUAUUGUAGAGUAUGUUGCCCACCAAGGACCUGUAACUCCUAAUGACAUCAUUAUUUGUAGCGGAUGCUCUUCAGCAUUAGAAAUAUGCAUACUAACACUAGCAGAUGAAGGCCAAAACAUUCUGGUUCCUAGGCCAGGUUUUUGCUUGUAUAAUACACUCUGCGAAGGAUUGGGAAUUGAAGUUCGUUACUAUAAUCUACUCCCUGAAAAAGAAUGGGAAGCAGACCUCGAACAAAUGGAAAGCUUAAUUGAUAACAAUACUGCUUCCAUUUUGAUAAAUAAUCCUAGUAACCCUUGUGGAAGUGUAUUUUCUAAAACCCAUUUACAAAAAAUACUUAAAUUAGCAGGAAAAUAUUAUUUGCCAAUUAUUGCAGACGAGAUCUAUGAACACUUUGUUUUUACUGGUUCAAAACAUAUUGCGAUUAGCUCUCUAUCAAAAGAUGUGCCGAUUUUGUCAUGUGGCGGUCUUACAAAACGAUUUCUUGUUCCUGGUUGGAGGACAGGCUGGAUAGUAAUACACGACCGUGAUAACCGAUUGAGUGAUAUAACAAAAGGUUUGAAACAAAUGGCAGCACGUAUACUUGGAUCCAAUACAUUGGUUCAAGGUGCUCUGCCGGAUAUUCUGCGCAAUACACCUCAGAGCUAUUUUGAUGGUGUUCUUGAUAUUUUGUCGCAAAACGCAAAGAGUGCAUACGAUGCUCUGAAAGAUGUUGCUGGAUUGAAACCAAUUCUACCUAGAGGUGCUAUGUACAUGAUGGUAGGAAUUGAUAUAGCAUCAUUUCCAUCGUUUCCAAAUGAUCUAGAAUUUGUGCAAGAUCUCGUUAAUGAGCAGAGUGUAUUCUGCUUGCCAGGAAGCUGUUUCGAGUAUCCAAAUUAUUUUCGAAUUGUACUUACAGUACCUUAUGAAAUGAUUGAAGAGGCUUGUUCCAGAAUAUCUGAAUUUUGUGAAAAGCAUUACAAAAAUGAUGAAAAUUUAAUUAAGUGCGAUUUUCUUCAGCCAGUUAGUAGCUAAGAACUUUACAUGUAUGUGAACUUCAAAUUUAAUAAAAAAAUCUGUCGCAAUAAUUUCAAUUUUAUUUCAUC
Molecule: messenger RNA, 1620 nt
Organism: Episyrphus balteatus (marmalade hoverfly)
Lineage: Eukaryota; Metazoa; Arthropoda; Insecta; Diptera; Syrphidae
Gene: Tat
Product: tyrosine aminotransferase
Exons: 4
Coding region: 230-1549 (439 amino acids)
Biological process (GO): biosynthetic process; aromatic amino acid metabolic process
Molecular function (GO): L-tyrosine:2-oxoglutarate transaminase activity; pyridoxal phosphate binding
Source: RefSeq, a predicted model, not a curated record